CAUCCGAAGAACCCCAACAACUUGCGUUGGCAUCAGGGAAGAAAGGCGGAGGGAGGGGGAAAGGGAGGAGGGCGAUCCAAUCAUCACUCCACCGGCGUCCCUGAGCGGCGAAGAGCCUACCGCCGAUCCGAUCGAGUUCUCGGGGGGAUCUCCUCACGAAUCACUCCAACCGAAAUCCUAGUUGCCCCCACGAACCGGAGGGUCCAAGAUGAGUUUCUUGUUCGGGAAGCGGAAGACGCCCGCCGAGCUCUUGAGAGAGAACAAGAGAAUGUUAGAUCGAUCCAUCAGGGAAAUUGAACGGGAGAGGCAAGGAUUGCAGGCCCAGGAGAAAAAGCUCAUUACUGAGAUCAAGAAAACAGCUAAAGAAGGCCAGAUGGGAGCUGUCAAAGUAAUGGCCAAAGAUCUUAUUCGUACCCGGCAUCAGAUAACAAAGUUCUAUCAACUUAAAUCCCAGCUCCAAGGAGUUUCUCUAAGAGUUCAGACGCUAAAAUCAACUCAAGCUAUGGGUGAUGCUAUGAAGGGUGUUACAAAAGCAAUGGCUCAAAUGAAUAGGCAGCUAAAUUUGCCAGGAUUGCAGAAGAUAAUGCAAGAGUUUGAGCGACAAAAUGAGAGGAUGGAGAUGGUGAGUGAGGUGAUGGGAGAUGCCAUAGAUGAUGCUUUGGAAGGAGACGAGGAAGAAGAAGAAACCGAGGAGCUUGUGAAUCAAGUACUUGAUGAAAUUGGCAUUGAUAUCAACCAAGAGCUUGUUGGAGCCCCAUCGGCUGCUGUUGCUCAGCCUGCUUCUGCUGGAAAGGUUGCCCAGGCUGAAAGUGCCGGGAACGCUGACAGCGGAAUCGAUGCCGAUUUGCAGGCAAGAUUGGACAAUCUGAGGAGAAUGUGAUUGCUGCCCGAUGCUGCGUUAGCAAAAGAGUAGUGCCUUGUAGCACCGUUUCCUGUGAAUGUGAAUGAAUACCCACUAAAACAAAAGUUACAAGCCAGCGUGUAUGUUGAAACAAAUGAAGUAUUCAAUAUGCCGGUAAUAACAGCAAGUGUAUAUCUGCAAGUAUGUUGUGUUUGGAAAAGUCGAUAUGAAUCGUUUCUUCCCUUCUGAAUCCAUGAAGGAUUGUUGUCUGCA
This is a messenger RNA of Panicum hallii, 1114 nucleotides long. RefSeq names its product vacuolar protein sorting-associated protein 2 homolog 1. Bases 209 to 880 code for a protein of 223 amino acids. The record is from RefSeq and is a predicted model, not a curated record. Gene Ontology annotation, biological process: protein transport; late endosome to vacuole transport; endosome transport via multivesicular body sorting pathway. NCBI's taxonomy places the organism in Eukaryota, Viridiplantae, Streptophyta, Magnoliopsida, Poales, Poaceae. The transcript has 5 exons. Gene Ontology annotation, cellular component: multivesicular body; ESCRT III complex.